Molecule: messenger RNA, 3399 nt
Organism: Clonostachys rhizophaga
Lineage: Eukaryota; Fungi; Ascomycota; Sordariomycetes; Hypocreales; Bionectriaceae
Source: the annotation of a GenBank genome assembly
AUGGACGGAGAUUGGGAUGAGGUCGUCCGGAUUCAAUUCCCGCCCCCGGGCGUCCACGCACUGCCAUCGGCGGUUACAACAAUGACUUUCGACACGUCGCAAGAGCUUCUUUGGACGGGUAACGAAUACGGCCGGGUUUCUUCUUUCUACGGGACCGAGUUGCAACGAUACACCUCCUUCAAGGCCCAUCUGACUGUUGAUGGUGCAGUUCGGCAAAUAUUGGUCAAUGACAAAGGUGUUAUCGUGCUUGGCUCAAAGGAUGUCCACAUGGCACAGAGGAGAGGCCCUCCGUUAUGGCAUAUAAGACAUGAGGAUAUGAAAGACCUACGGUGCAUGAGCUUUACAUCCAAGGGGACAUCGGAAAUCAUCGUUGCUGGACUCCAGGACAAGAUGUUUGUCAUCGACCUCACUAAGGGUGAAGUCAUGAAACAGGUUCCAACGGAGCAUCAAUAUACAAUAAUGAGGCGGAGUCGAUAUAUCUGCGCUGCCACCAAGAAUGGUUCAGUCAACCUCCUGGAUCCUGUCAACUUUUCAGUCAUUAAAUCUUGGAAUGCGCACUCGGCCUUGAUCAACGACAUGGAUGCUCAGCAUGAUUUUAUUGUGACAUGUGGAUUUUCUCUUAGACAAGGGCAGAAUUUUGUUCUCGACCCCUUUCUCAACGUUUUCGAUAUCAAAAAGAUGUCUUCUAUGCCCCCAAUUCCUUUCCCGGCAGGCGCUGCGUACGUUCGUAUGCAUCCUAGAAUGCUCACCACCAGCAUAGUUGUCUCGCAAAGUGGACAAAUGCAUAUUGUGGACUUGAUGAAUCCGAACACUAGCAAUGUUCGACAAGCUAAUGUCUUGACAUACUUGAGCAUGUUCGAGAUCGCACCAUCGGGAGAAGCCAUGGCUUUGACUGACGCCGAGUGCUUCAUCCAUCUAUGGGGUUCACCAUCCAAGCUCCAUUUUGUCGAUCUUCCCGGGCCCAUUGAUUCAGCAACACCUGAGGAGCCUAUCCCACAGAUUGAAUGGACCCCAGAAACUCCCUUGAAUUCUAUUGGUCUUCCUUAUUACCGCGAAGUCCUAGCAUCAGCAUGGCCAGGCCUAAUAUGCGACAUUGGAGCCCCUCCCGUCAAGUUCGACAGUCAAUUUUUGUCCGGUUUGAAACCCGCAGAAUUCGGGCUCUAUGGUCGAAACUCUCGCGGUCUGCGAAGAAAUCAGGCCGAGAAGACCCGUGAUAUGGACAAAGUCGCCAAUUCAGGCUUGAAAGCACCAAAAUUUCUCAGUGAGAAGGCUCGCGAAUCAGCUCAGUCAAGGGUGACAGCUUUCGAUGAUAAACCGGAUGAGCUCUCUAACACCGGUGCCGAAUCGUCCAAUGAGAGUAAAAAAUCGGAGGUGCCAGUCAUGUAUCGAAAUGUCGAAAUCAAGUACAGCAAAUUUGGAGUUGAUGAUUUUGACUUUGGCUUCUAUAAUAAAUCCCGUUAUUCUGGUCUCGAAAUCCAUAUCUCAAAUUCCUACGCCAACUCACUACUUCAGAUCCUACAUUUCACCCCUCUCAUACGAAAUUUAGCCCUUCAGCACACUGCAACGGCCUGUAUCAGUGAAAUAUGCUUACUAUGCGAGCUUGGAUUUUUGUUUGACAUGCUGCAAAAAGCCGAGGGCUCUAUCUGCCAGGCGACUAACUUAUUGAAGACUCUGAGCAGUCACCCGCAAGCUGGCCCGUUGGGAUUGCUAGAGGAAGAUCCACACGGUUCGUCCCUCAACGUGAUGCUGCAAGGCUUAACACGAUUUCUCUUGGACAAAAUCGUCCACGACUUCAAAUCAAUGGCGCCCUCGCCGGUUACAAUGGAGCAGGUUCUAUCUACUGCUGCUACGAGUUCAAUUAGAUGUAUGAACUGCCGUAGCGAGUACACUCGACCCGGUUCGACAUUUGUAAACGAUUUGCUGUAUCCGUCUAUUAAAACUCCAGGCAGGACUACGAAAAUGCCAAGGAUAACAUUUUCAGAAGUCCUGAAGAGCAGUGUUGAACGAGAGACCACUUCCAAAGGCUGGUGCAGCCGAUGUCAGCGGUAUCAGACGAUAGCUACACGAAAAACCGUUCACAGCAUCCCGGCUGUCAUGAUGCUCAAUACUGCGGUAACAAGCCAAGAUCACAGAAUGCUUUGGUCUACCCCGGGGUGGUUGCCCGAAGAAAUAGGCAUCAUUGUAGAGCAAGGACAAUUCUUCUGCUAUGAAGGGGAGGAUUUGAAGCUGCACUUGCAAAGAGGGAUCCACAACAUUACAGUGUAUUCUUUGGUGGGCAUGGCCAUCAACAUUGGUAGUGGCCAAGUUCAGAAACCUCAUCUUGUGGCCAUGGUGAACGUUGCACAUGCUGAGCCACAGGCACCAGCCCAGAGCCAGUGGCAUCUAUUCAAUGAUUUCCUUGUUCGCUCUGUAAGCACAGAGGAGGCUCUCACGUUUAACUCUUCAUGGAAAAUCCCCUCAGUUUUAGCCUUCCAGAUGAAAGAGGCCAACAACAAAAUCGAUACCGACUGGAAACAGCAUCUUGACACCUCCCUACUCUAUCAGGAUUUAACCCCGAUGCUGGACAUUGAGAACAGGACAUAUCAGACUCUCCGGCCGGAUACCGAGCGUCCUGGUCCGAACACAAUCAUCGCUCUUGAUACUGAAUUUGUUGCUGUCCGACAGCCCGAGAUUGAAAUGAACUCGGACGGCGAGCGGGAAACCAUCCGUCCCAUAGUGUACGCUCUCGCUCGAGUGUCUGUUGUUCGGGGUCAGGGUGAGGAUGAAGGAUUGCCUCUGAUUGACGACUAUAUCGCUAUAAGAGAGCCUAUUGUCGAUUAUCUCACCUCAUACUCGGGUAUUACCCAGGAAGACCUGGACCCUCGGAUAUCCAAGCACAGCCUGCUACCGCUAAAAAUAGCCUACAAGAAGCUCUGGAUUCUCCUCAACCUUGGUUGCAAGUUUCUGGGUCACGGUCUCAAACAAGACUUUCGAGUCAUCAACAUCCACAUUCCCAAGGUCCAAGUUAUCGAUACCAUUGAUCUAUUCUUCCUAAAAUCGCGCCUUCGCAAGCUUUCCUUAGCCUUCUUGGCUUGGUACCUACUAAAAGAGGACAUCCAGAUGGAAACUCACGACUCAAUCGAGGAUUCUCGGACUGCGCUCAAGUUAUAUAGAAAAUACCUGGAGUUUGAAGACGCUGGCAUCCUCGACGCAAUGCUGCAGGAUAUAUACCGUGCAGGCCGAGAUGUAAAUUUCAAGCCACCUAGGAAGGAUGACCAGGGGAUUAAGAGGACUGACACGCCUCCGCUGCCAGUUGAGGGCGUGUCUGGACCAACCACACCUGCUAGGACGACACCGUCUGGAGUAGGCUUUGGGGGUGGAACGAACUGGACGCCCGGGAAGGGUUCUCCAAUGAGAUAA